AUGUCGGUGCCUUUGCUGAAGAUCGGCGUGGUGCUAAGUACCAUGGCCAUGAUUACCAACUGGAUGUCCCAGACAUUGCCGUCUUUGGUAGGGCUUAAUACUACCAAACUCACCGCUGCCCAGGGAGGCUAUCCGGACCGAAGCACUGGAGUGUUACCUGCUAACCCGGAGGAGUCAUGGCAGGUGUACAGUUCUGCUCAGGACAGUGAAGGUCGUUGUGUGUGCACUGUGGUGGCCCCUCAGCAGACAAUGUGUUCGCGAGAUGCACGCACCAAACAGCUGCGACAGCUUCUGGAAAAGGUGCAGAACAUGACCCAGUCAAUCCAGGUGCUGGAUCAGCGCACUCAGAGAGACCUGCAGUAUGUGGUUAAAAUGGAGGAUCAGCUACGUGGCCUGGAGACCAAAUUCAGACAGGUGGAGGAGAAUCACAAACAAAACAUCGCCAAGCAAUACAAGGCCAUAAAAGCGAAAAUGGCGGAGCUUAGGCCCCUGAUCCCUGUGUUGGAGGAGUACAAGGCGGAUGCCAGGCUGGUUUUGCAGUUUAAGGCGGAGGUGCAGAAUCUUACCUCCAUGCUGGGGGAACUGCAGCAGGAGAUGGGGGCCUAUGACUACGAUGACCUGCACAGCCGCGUUACUAGCCUAGAGGAGAGGCUACGCGCCUGCAUGCAGAAGCUAGCCUGUGGGAAGCUCACUGGAAUUAGUGAACCUAUCACCAUUAAGACGUCAGGUUCCAGAUUUGGAUCCUGGAUGACCGACCCACUGGCUCCUGAAGGAGACACCAGGGUGUGGUACAUGGAUGGUUAUCAUAACAACCGUUUUGUGCGGGAGUAUAAGUCCAUGACUGACUUCAUGACAUCUGACAACUUCACCUCCCACCGGCUGCCCCACCCAUGGUCUGGCACAGGUCAGGUGGUCUACAACGGCUCCAUUUACUUCAACAAAUUCCAGAGUCACACCAUAAUCAAAUUUGACUUCAAAACAUCCACCAUCAGUAAGACUCAACGAUUGGACAACGCCGGCUACAGCAAUGCCUACCACUAUGCCUGGGGUGGCCACUCCGACAUUGAUCUGAUGGUGGACGAGGGCGGGCUCUGGGCUGUUUAUGCUACCAAUCAGAAUGCAGGCAACAUUGUCAUCAGCAAGCUAAACCCAAUCACACUGCAGGUCAUCAAGAGCUGGACAACCAAUCAUCCGAAACGUAGUGCAGGGGAGGCGUUUAUGAUCUGUGGCACAUUGUAUGUCACUAAUGGUUACUCAGGAGGGACAAAGGUUUACUAUGCCUUCCACACCAACUCUUCUACCUACGAAUAUAUUGACAUUGCCCUUCAGAAUAAGUACUCUCACAUCUCAAUGCUAGAUUAUAAUCCCAGAGACCGGGCACUGUAUGCUUGGAAUAAUGGACACCAAGUCCUGUACAAUGUCACAUUGUUUCAUGUCAUCCGUUCCCAGGAACUGUAA
Chanos chanos (milkfish) is the source of this 1458-nucleotide messenger RNA. It is a transcript of the gene olfm1b, whose product is annotated as olfactomedin 1b. NCBI's taxonomy places the organism in Eukaryota, Metazoa, Chordata, Actinopteri, Gonorynchiformes, Chanidae. Gene Ontology annotation, biological process: signal transduction. The record is from RefSeq and is a predicted model, not a curated record. The transcript is spliced from 6 exons. Bases 1 to 1458 code for a protein of 485 amino acids.